Messenger RNA from Pedinophyceae sp. YPF-701, 2205 nucleotides. Lineage: Eukaryota; Viridiplantae; Chlorophyta; Pedinophyceae. The record is from the annotation of a GenBank genome assembly.
AUGCGGCAGGCACGCAUUAAGAAGAUGGCUGCGUGGCGGAGCAAGGCGUCGUCGCGGCUGAGCUCGCGGAACUCGGAGGUGGCGUCGCAGUCCGGGGGCCACGCGGCGGAGCAGCAGUCCGCUAGCCACCGGUCGUCGUCGCAGGCCGGCGGGCACGUGCAGGGCGGGGAGCGGCUGCACGUGGACACGGCCGCGACGGCGGGCGACGAUGCGAGCACGCCUCUGUGGGACCGCUCCGGGACGCCUGGGGAGAGCCGGGGCACGGCGCGCGAGACAGACCUCCCCCUGACCACGCCAUCGGAGACCACGGGCCUGACGCGCGGGCGACACACCCCCGGGACGCCGUCGGACGCCAACUUCGGCGGCGCGACGUCCGGCCUCAGCCCCGACAACGCGGACUCGGGCCGCCACGACGGCGCGUCGCAGCUGUCCCCGACAGGCGGCAGCACCUCCCUGCACAAGUGGGGGAGCCAGCACGGCCGCGGGAGCAGCAAGGCCAGCGCCGAGGACCCCGUCUCGCCACCAGGCGUCUUCACGCAAGCCUCGCUCGCCGCCUGGGGCGACCAGGGCCUCGGCGUGCGCGCCGCCGCCGCGCACGCCCCUGAGCCCACACCUCAGGAGGAGCUCCGCUCGCUGCCCGAACCCUCGAAGGCCGAGUCCCCCGCCGCGGCCGCGCCGGCCGUCCGCGCAAGCCUGGGCACCCGCAUCGACGCGUGGAUCGACGCGGCGCUGUUCGUCGCAGCCCCGCGCAGCGCAGCAGCCUCCAGGCCGCUGUGCGCGCCCGAGGCGGCCGCGCGGCUGCUCCUCCACGCGGUCGCGACGGCGCACGCGCCCGCGGCGGCGGCGGCGCAGGUCGUCGCGGCGCUCCGGGCGCGCGCGGGCCUCGCGGGCGCAGAUCUCCCUGCGCUGGUGUGGGUGUACGUGGUCGCGGUGCGCGUGCGGCAGGGGCUGCCGUUCGCGGCCUCGGGCGCCGGGAACGGCGCGGCCGCGCUGAAGGUCGAGCGCGAGUGCUUCUCGGCCCUCGCCGCCGCGCUGUUCGCGCAGACGCUGCGCGUGCACGCCGACACCGACGCGCCGUGGGUGUCGCGCGUGGAGGGCUGGGGCGCCGCGCUCCGCGGCGCGCAGACCACGCUCCGCCGCGCGUGCGCCGCCGUGCUGCCUGCGGCGCAGUCCACCGCCGAGGCCGCCCGCCUCGCCCGCCCCAUUCAACUCGUCUUGCUGCGGCUCGUGGACGCGGUGCUGCUCAACACGACGCUCGCGCUGCCCGUCCCCGGGUCGCUCUCCGCGGGCAGCGGGUCCGCCGUCGCGGCCGCGGUGCGCGACGCCGCGCUGGCGUGCAGCGGGCGCGACCUGCACCCCGACUACCAGGCCGCGGCGAGCAAGCUCCCGGAGCUGCCCAAGGACGGCGCGCUGACGUUCGGGUGGGGCAUGGAGUCGAAGAUGGGCCUGUCCACGGUGCUCGAGGCCGUCGGCGCGGACCCCGCGGCCGGCAACAGCGUCCUGCCGCUCAUGCGCAGCGUCGCCGACCUCCUCAUGGUGCCCAAGGACCUCCUCGCGGACCCGAGCACGCGGCGGGAGGUGUGCCCGCACCUGACGACGGACCAGGUCGCCGCGGUGCUCGAGCGGUACCACCCGGACUGCUACUGCGCGGACCCCGUCGACCCGGGCAUCCUGGACGCCAUCAUCGCGCCGCGCACGGGCGGGGACGGCGGCGCGGUGGAGCUGCGGCGGAUCAUCGAGGACGUGGCGUACGACGCGCCGGGGGCCGACGCGGACGCGGCGCCGGCGUGGCUCGCCGGCGGGCAGCGCGCCGUCGACACGGACGUGGGGGUGUUGCUGCGGGCGGGGGGGGGAGUGUGCGGCGCGCACGGGACGCCCGCGAAGGACGUGCUGCGGGCCGUGCAGGCCCCCGACGACGGCCCCGCGAAGGAGGAGCCGCCUCCGAGGACGGCGCCCGCGAUCGGGCCGCGGCCGGUGCGGCGACGAGCGCCGCCGGUCGCCGACAGCGCAGGCGCUGGGAACGGCGCCGCGGCGGCGGGCGCGGCGGCGGGGCCGACUGAGGAGCGGGCGUGGUGGCGCGGCGUCGGGGCGCGCGGGCGGGCCGCGGCGCAGCGCCGGCAGCAGGGGGCGGGGGCGGGUGGCGGCGGUGACGGGUUCUCCUUCGCUCAGGGCGACGCGGCGCAGGUGGCGGUGGACCUGACGUGA